AUGAAGCUCUCGCCAUGGCCAUAUCAUCUCAGCCCCAAGGUCCCCAAGCGACCUUCAUGUCACAUACAUCUUGAUUUACUGCAACGAAUCUCCAUUGCGUGCAAUUUCUCCGCGUCCACCGCUCGCCCAUACCGCACUCUCGACGCUCUCCAACAUGUCGAUGUCGGUACCUUCCGCGCGCAAUACUUCAUUCCUGAACAGCCAGUAGUUCUCCCACGCGGCCAAUUUCGCAGUCUCUCUGCGGCGAAGCAUUGGUUCCAGAGCGACCAGAGCAGCAGCGUUGCUCGUUUAAAUGUGGAAUACCUCCAAACCCUUGCCGGAGACGCGUUUGUCCCGCUGGAGCUGACGGAGUUAGCAAAUCGGGAUUCUGUGGAAAAGCCCACGCCAAAUGACAUCGCGGCGCAUCAGGAUGUCGGAACUGAUGUGUUGAGCUUUCGUCAAUUUCAUGCACCGUUGACACUCUUUCUUGAGUGGAUGCGCAAGGCCGAAACUUCUUCGCAAGCAGCACGCUUAUAUCUUGCGCAAUGCCAGCUCCUUGAUCUCCCCCAGGUUAUACGAGAUGAUUUCCCGACACCGGAGCUUGUUUUAAAGGCUGGAAAGGGUGAUGUGUAUGACACGAAUGUGUGGAUUGGACACGCACCCACCUACACUCCCCUUCACCGCGAUCCCAACCCAAACCUGUUCGUCCAACUAGCUGGUCAGAAGAUAGUCAGGCUGUGUUCUCCCUUGGAUGGACAAGCUUUAUUUUCCAAGGUGCGGCGACAGAUGGGACAAAGUGGAAACAGAGAGGCUGCGGCAUUUCGAGGUGAGGAGAUGAUGCAAGGACAGGAGCGCGCCUUAUUGGAUGAGAUGGUUUGGGGUCCUGCCGCUGCCUCUGGUCAGAAGGCUGAGACUAAAUACGAAGCACAUCUGGAGGCUGGAGAUGCUCUGUUCAUUCCGAAAGGAUGGUGGCAUAGUAUCAAGGGAGUUGGAGAGGGCGUCACGGCUUCUGUCAAUUGGUGGUUCCGAUAA
Molecule: messenger RNA, 1011 nt
Organism: Penicillium macrosclerotiorum
Lineage: Eukaryota; Fungi; Ascomycota; Eurotiomycetes; Eurotiales; Aspergillaceae
Product: putative JmjC domain protein
Exons: 2
Coding region: 1-1011 (336 amino acids)
Molecular function (GO): 2-oxoglutarate-dependent dioxygenase activity
Source: RefSeq, a predicted model, not a curated record